Lineus longissimus is the source of this 5547-nucleotide messenger RNA. RefSeq lists its product as uncharacterized. The transcript is spliced from 31 exons. The record is from RefSeq and is a predicted model, not a curated record. Lineage: Eukaryota; Metazoa; Nemertea; Pilidiophora; Heteronemertea; Lineidae. Bases 37 to 5547 code for a protein of 1836 amino acids. Gene Ontology annotation, molecular function: serine-type endopeptidase activity.
AAGAUAGUUCUGAAGGAAGGUGAUGCUGCAGACAUUAUGACGCCAGGUUUUGCGUCCUCAGGAGCGUAUGGGAAUAACAAGAAUUGCUCGUGGGAAUUCGAAUUACCGGCGGGUCUGGCAUUUGAGGGACAAUUUGCAAGCUUUGACCUUGAAGCCAGUACGGGAUGUACGAAGGAUUACUUCCAACUCGAGCAGGAAGGGAACCUGAUGGGCCGCGUUUGUGGCACAUACAAUUAUAAUGUAGCACCACCUAAGAAAGGGAACAGCGGAAAAGGGAAAGGUAGAAGAAGGCGACAUACGUUCAGCAGGUGGAGUCGUGCAGCUAUUGCGGCGGCUGCCUACGGUCAUCCUUACAACUACCCAACUGUGGCUGGUGGCAAAGUGACACUGAUCUUUGUGUCAGAUGCGCAAACUGUGGGGAAAGGAGCCCACUUCAAGGUGAAGCUGGUCAAGCCAAAGGGACCAAUCGAUGGCGCUGUGAAGAGAAUCACCAUGGAUGCAAAGAACAAACAAGUCACCAUAACAACCCCUGGAUAUAAAAACAAGAUACCAGUUCAUCCCAAUGCGAAGGCAGAAUGGGCGAUCCAGUUUAACAAAGAGAAAUACAGCAUUGCCUGCGGCUUCCUCGGUCAAUUCGAAAUAAGUGCCGACACCAAUACAGCAUGCCCGAGAGACAAACUCGUCUUGCAAGAUGUAAAUGGCACGGCUGAAACCUUCUGCGUUAAUAAGACAUAUGGGACGGACUUGAAGGCUCUAGACCUGCCCAUCAAGGCUGAGACUGAGCUUUCGGUGAACAUGACCACGGACAAAGCGACUGGGAGAGGUUUCUCACUAGUCUGUCAGCUAUUUGGGGCUAUUCCACCAGCUUGCAAAGGCAAUGGACCACAAACAGUCGAAGUCACCAACAACGGUAACAUGAGGAUCCAAAGCCCCGGAUAUGACGAUAAGUUGCCGUACCCAAAUGGUCUGAACUGCUCUUGGAAUAUCAUGUGUCCAAAUAAAAGAGUGGUAAUGUAUGGUGAUGGUGAACUCGACCUCGAAGGUACGGCAGCCGCUUGCGAUAAGGACACUGUCACCAUCCUUGAGGAGAAGCGAGGAACUGACAAAGACCAAGCACUCACCAUCUGCGGCAAGAAACAGUACGCCAAGGGAAAGAAGGAUAAGUUAUUCGUGGCUAGGUACAAUGGUAACGUUUCGGUUAGCUUCGUUACAAGUAAUAAGACGAACGGACUCGGAUUUUCCUUGCUGUUGAAUUGUGAUCCAUGCAGCGCAGAUUGUAUGGGUGUUUGUGAUGGGAAGGCGAGAUUAUUAUGUUCUCAGUACUGUAUUGAUGGCCUAACUGGCAAGAAUGAGACAAUGACAGAAUUCGAAAAUGUCACAGACUGCGGCAAACGAUGCAUCGUCAACAACACCAAAAUUAACGAAUUAGACUCCUGCAAUCGAUGCAUGCUUGCCGCAAAGAAAUCUACGUGGGGACCUCUGGGAAGUUCAUAUAUGGACUGCGCGAAUACGUGCCAUUCGCCAUUUGCCAUGAAGAAAAAUGGGGCAGAUAUUGCCAAGAAUACCACUGAAACAUGCGAUCAAUGCAUAUAUGGAACAACCAAUAAGACACUGUCGGAUGUCAAGGACGUGUGUGGUGUUUGUGGUGGAAAGGGGGACACUUGCUUGGACUGCAAUCAGAAACCAAACGGCGGUGCGGUAAUAGACGCGUGUGGCAAGUGCGGGGGUGACGGAACAACCUGCCAAAACGUCCCAAGCAAAGUGAUACCCGAUAUCAUACCUUCUGUUACAGACCUGACCAUUCGAGUUGAAGGUGCUGGGUUCGUAGUUGGUAAGGUGAAUGAAGUGGUCUUCCAGGACGCGACUGGUAAAGAGGUGUUAAAAGUCAGCGCUGUUAUAGAAAAUAACCAAAAUCUAACGACAGCUACGUUUCAACUUCCCGCAGGUGCCUAUCAGGUGUUUACCAAAACGGCAAGCGGGACUCUUUCAAAAAAAAGUUUGGCACUCACGGUGUUUGACAGUACUAAAAUCAAGGUUAUCGACCUCACACCAAAGGAAGCUUUAAUUAGUACGGUGAAGACGAAGUAUACCUUUACUUUUACGACUGAAAAUGUGGAGGACACGAAGAAGAUCGUAUGCGUUUUUAUAGGUCUUUAUGAUGUCACCACCCUCAAGUCAGCGAUUGGCAAAGGAGCGAAAAUCAAGGCGAAUAGCAAGACUACCUUACAGCGAUACGUCAUGGAGGUCCCCUUUAAGAGUGCCACAGAGAUCAUAUGUGAGCUGGACUUGGCGAUCCCUAAAUCUCGUGAACUAACGGUGUUUGCUUCAGUGAACGGUGGAUAUCAUCCCUUGACUAAAACCUUCACAUUCCCGAUCAUGGCGCCUGCCCCGGCGGUCAAGUCGUGUAAAUUUAGUGACAGUGGCGCGUAUGUCGACAUUGAGUUCACUAGCGCAGUUGAGACGAGAAAGUUAAAAAAAACAUCGGAUAUGUUUGACAACUUCAGUGUUUUCGGUGACAAAGCGACAAAGUUAAACUGGAAGAGUGUCAAGUCACUGCGAGUUUUAAUUGGUAAAGGAACAUCAUUAGUUGUAAUCGAUACCGUGGUAACGUUCAAGGCGAAUGCAGUGAAAUCGUUCGGGCAGCAGCUUUCGAAGGCUCUAACAGGAACGGAAAAGGUUGCAGCGGCGGACAAAGCCAAAGACCCCGUGGCAAUCCUUACAGGUGCUACCGAGGCAGCAGGGUGCGACGUCCUUGAGUUUUUGGGUGAUCAGUCUUACGGGGCCGCCGGUAGGACAUGGAAAGUGUUUAAAUUCGAAGUUUUCGACCCUGCCACCGGCGCUGGUCUCGGUCCUAACAAAAUUAAUAUCACGAAAGGCAAGCUAACCGUUCAAGGAGCGGAUGUGCAGACGGGUUUCAAGGUCAAAUUGACGGUGACGAACUUCCUUGACAAGACAACAUUUGUUGAAGUAAAUCUCAUUAUCAAUCCAAGUCCGAUCCCGAAAGUCAGCUUGAUAAGUGAUAAAGGAGUGACAGGUUUGAAGAGGAGUGACACUUUUUCGGUUUGUGCUGAAGCAGAGCUUCCCGGGGGGAAUUGCAAGACAAACGGAGCAGUCAACUUUGUCUGGAGCUUCCCCGGUAUGGACCCGAAGCAGGCCAACGCAAGGUGUUAUCUAUUCAGAAAAUACACACUUAAUGUCGGCACUGUCCAACUUAGUGUUACUCUGUCAAUCGGAAACUCAGGAGCAACAGUCAGCAAAACAUUAGAUUUGAAAGUCCUUUCGAGACCUCUCAUUGCCGUUAUUUCAAAUGCACCAGCAAAGCUAGGAAGCUCUUCCAAACCAGCUAAUAUAUCCUGCAUUCAGUCAAUCGAUCCGGAUAGAGACGCAUCGAAGAAAAUCAGCUGCAAGUGGUUCUGUCAAACAGCCGAUGGUCCAUGUAUGACAAUCAGCGACAAGCAAAUUGACCCUUUCAUCGGUAAUGAGUACACUGUGGACCCUACUAUCCUCAUCCCCAAUACCGUGUACACAUUCACCCUCAAGGUAUCAAAGGGCACGAGGACAGCAUCUGCCAUCAAAGAGAUCAACGUUGUGGCUGGAGACCCUCCCUCUGUUAUUUUCAUUCCCAUCGAAGGCAUGGCAGAUUCGUCUGGACGACUGAACGUGCUUGCUUUCGUCGAGUCAGCUCAAGCAAUCACCAGCGCCAAGUGGACAAGCCUCGACAAAUCCUCAGAUGGAAAAGACGUUUACGCCGUCACAGAGUUGGACACUAAAUGGGAAAAGACGCAUGUGAUUGGCGGCACAAAGAAAUCCACCUAUAAGAUGGUUUUACCGCCUGGUACUUUAAAUGCUGGUGCCAAGUUUUUAUUCAGCCUGCAAGUGUUAACUGCCAGUUCCGACUCAAGCUCUUUAGUUGUAUUGGAAACUGCACCUGUCAUCACUGGGUGCGUUGUAGCCAUUUCUCUCGCACCCUACAUGGAAUCAGACGAGAUCGAACUAUCUACAUCUGAAUGUGUGGCAUCAGGGGCACAACACCCCCUGACCUACACAUUCAAAUAUCGCACAACCAAUGAUGGCGAUUUGACUUUGGCACCCAAAAAUAAGGCUCCCUCGGCGAAGAUUCCCGGACCCAAGGCAACCAGCAAAGGAAAGAUCACAUUUGUGUCGACGGUUUGUGAUACUAAUGGCAACUGCUUCGACUUUGUCAACGCAGAUGUAGUGGUCAAUCCCAUAAAACAAGAUCAAAGCACCCUUGACGGUUUGGUGGUGAAGAUGAUGGCCAAAUACUUGCGGCUUCAACUGAUUGGUGCAUAUUUGGACGCUCUCGUCAUGAACAGCAACUUCAACAAGUUCAUCAUAAGAAUCCGAAUCACAAUCAGUGCCGGAAAGCGCCGAAAGAGGGCGAUAUCUGUAACCGCAGAUGGCGAGAAAAACGCGAUUGGAGCAAUUGAAUCUGUUUUGAAAGGUGUUUUGAGUAAAAGUACAAUAGACACGGCCUGCCAGCAACUGAGUGGCGUUGAUAUCAGCCAGAUGGUUCCUGCCGAUCAGAAGAAGUUUGCUGGGCAGAUUGCGAAACUGUUAGAAGAAGGUGCGAAAGAAGGUAUCAGCAAUACCAGCAUCAAAGCGGCUUUGAACGCGGCGGAAGAUCUGUUAGACGCAAAAGCUCUCACUGAAAACGAAUAUUCAGCAAUCCAGGCUAAUGCAUUCAAGGGAUUAUUCAAGGGUGGAGCUGUGAGCCAAAAGUUAGAGGUGAAGACGAAGAAUUCCGUUUGUACAACGGCAAGACAUGACUUCAGCGCUGAGCUAACUGGUGGUGAUCCUGCUCGACCAGUGAAGGUGAAGUUCCCCAAGGAGAUGUCACAGACAUACUCUGAUUGGACUUGUGAUGGUGUCAAGAAGUGCUACGAUCUCGGCGUUGUUCUAACUCAUUUCAACGCCGCUGGCUACACGAGGGGUACCAUCUCUGCCGCUGACUUGAAGGAGAAGUCUACAGAUAUUGUGGAUGUGACGUGUAAUAACCCUGCAACAGGCGAGAAAGUUGGUGUGAAAGGCCUCACGGAGCCGGUCGAGGUCAAGAUACCAGUGACGAGUGGGAAGACCUGCAAAAACCACAUAUGUAAAUACGAGGACCAGGCGACCGGAACCUGGAAGACAGACGGCGUGACCUUCGGCGGAUGUGACGGGGAGAAGGUAAUUUGCAAGUCGUCUCACUUAUCUGUCUUCAUGGCUGUGAACAACCCGACGCCAAUAACACCAGAUGGCAACGGUACAAAGACAACUGAUGAUGGUGCCGGAGGUGCUGAUAACACUGGUGCAAUAAUAGGUGGCGUUGUGGGAGGAGUCCUGGCAGCCCUUCUCGUCGGGAUGUUCAUCUUCUUCAUCUGCCGCAUCCAGCAGCGUGACGUCAUCAAAGUGGACCACAUUGAGAUGGGCAAGCCGACCAUGUACGCAUACGAUAACACCACGUACACCUAUCAUGGUGAUCCGGAUUCCAAAGUAAAAUCAACUGGUAAAAAUGGUGAGCCAGAAUCGAAGGUAGUUCACAUGUAA